GUUCGAUCCACACCGAGUCGAGCUUUUUUGCCUUGGCUUCCCGGUCGUCGGCCGGCAUAGCAACCGUCCGAUACGCCGACACAGGCGACUCCUCGGUCCAGCUCGUACAACCAUCAACGUGCAUCAUGGCGAUCAUGGCAUGGAAUCAACCAAGCUCUAGGCUAUCGUAUUAUUCACUAGAUCACUUCCCUAAGCUGGUCUAGUAUCAAGCUCACACAUCGUAAUAUGAGCGUUCCUCGUACGAGACGGCCGAGAUGUCAGAACUGCCUGUCCAUAGGUGUGAGCCAUGGGUCUUCGUCUGGCGUCUGGUAACUACCUGUCUCCGUUGCACGGGAGACCUCUGAUAUGUUUCUUCACCAUCCGCACCCUGUGUCCUUGCCAGAUCGACUGCAACGUGUCUUCAUCUGCAUGUACGGGACCGUCAGAUUCGACUUCCACCUCGAGGUCGAGAACGACAUCGAUACCUCAAAGGGAAGACAGCCGUUCUGCGACCUGUGAUCGCUGUGGACGCCUAGGAUUACCUUGUAGAUGGCCUCCAAAACGUCCGGGUCGUCCGCCAGGCCGGUCGAAGGUAGUGCCAGGAUCUAAUCACACUCACAGUCGUAGGCGUGAUGCCGUGUCGGGACCUCGAAACACCACGACGAUAGAAGACGGCUCGGCCUCCGGGUCUACCGAUGUUACCAAGGACGGACAAGGAAUCGUGCGAAACUCAUACUCCGCCUCGACAGAAGCAUUAGCAGCGGCAUCAAGCUCAAGGGUCAACCCGGCAAACUCAGAACUACUACCUAGUCAGCCUCGUCUGUCCAAUGGUACGCUAUUCAACAAUGCUGUACUCGAUGAAGGAGGUGCGUUCGACCUGCAGAGAGACAUGGACGUGGAUGGCGAUGGAAGGAGUGGAGGCAAUGAUAUUAUUGCUUAUGGGAAUCUGGGCCGGGGAACCACGACUAGUACCACCACCAACUACCGAUCGACGACAGAUAGCCUCAACAGUAAGGACAUAGUUGACUCCAACCCAACACAUUCCAAGACAACAAGGACGUCAGAACCACCAAUGGCCCGAAUCCCAGCUGGAAUCGAUGUAGCGGACCUCUUGGAGCCAUCAAUACCGGGAAAUCACCAGACCGGUCAAACAUAUCGACACCCGCAGACAUCAUCGCAGGCUCAGUCAUUCUUACAAGCACGAAAAUCGUUCUCCUCGAUCUCGGGAAAUGGUGAGAUGCGAACUGAUGAUCCCGUAGGACUGGGGAUCCUGAGCUGGGCAGAAGCAGCCGACUUAUUUGCUAUAUUCUACCAGAGGUUGAACCCUUUGAUAGCGCUACUGGAUGCCGAUCUACACACUCUUGCAUCGGUCCAGCAACAAUCGGCUCCGUUGACGACCGCCAUCCUCUACGCCAGCUCUCGAUUCUGGUCUCCCUCGAAAGCUGCUCCCUGUUUUCAACACUUGCAGACCCUCAUCGCCCGUUCGAUCAUAGAGGGCGCCUUCGAUAUAAAGCUGGUUCAAGCUAUCAUGAUCAGUACCUUUUGGAGGGAUCCGGGAGAUAGAUCGGCUUGGGUCAAGACGGGCUUGGCUAUCAGGAUCGCUCAGCAGUUGCAUUUGCAUUUGUCAUUGGGCGAACGAGGGGCGGCGGACGAACUCGAGGCGAGGCUGUUGUUAGAUAGACAGAGGACCUGGAUAUGUCUCGUGUGUUAUGAUAGACAUUGGUUGUUCGAACUGCCCGUCGCUAUCGAAGACGAUCACGCCGCCAUCGCGCGAGAAUGGCUCGAGGUCCUUCCUGAAUACCAUACCCCGGAAGACACGCAUCUCGCCUGCACCUUGAGCCUUGCACAAGCGGCAAACCUGUUGGCCAUAUCUACGCAUUACCAGAACGGCGCGUCCGAUAUCGUUGAUGCGGCAUCAGCCAUUUCACUACGUUCCGCUGAGAGGCAUGUGCUAUCACAUCGGCACGCCUGGUUCAGUCAGCCGAGCCGAUUGACAGUCACGUCGCAACUGGACAUUCGACUCGUCUCUGAGUUUGUGCACGUUUACAUCAAAGCGAGACAGUCACAGCAAAACUACACGUCAGACAUCGCAUGGAGCGAAUUCAUCAUGGCUGUCUCCAGGAUGGUGGAAGCCAUGACCGAGGCAGCCGAUGCCGGUCUAAUAUGGUUAUGGUUCGAUGCGAACAUCGCAACGUUUCCUCCAAUAGGAUUGCGACUGUACAAAUAUGCGACUGAAUUUGGCGGACAGGAAGAUCUCGUGAUUCAACUACUGGGACAGAUACAUCACAAUUGUCGCAACGUAGAGGGUCUAGGCGGAUCGCCAUCAUGUACCUUGGUUGGCAAGUUCUUCGGAAGGCUUGUCGAGGCCAUGAGAAGUCGAACGCAAGCGGAGGGUCGGAUAGAGACAGACACCGGCUUGAACGGUCCUCCGUUCGAUUGGACUCUGACGCAAUUCGUGGGUCUUUAACGAUCGACUGCGAUACGACAUAUGGGUGAUGGCGCUCAUCUGCCUUGAAUUUCGCAUGAUCCAGUUUGAGGCCUAUAGCUGGAACGACGCUGACCUUGAUCGGUUGGUGAAUGACGACGAGUUCUGGUCCAGUCUAGGCUCAUAG
This is a messenger RNA of Filobasidium floriforme, 2591 nucleotides long. RefSeq lists its product as uncharacterized. Bases 287 to 2446 code for a protein of 719 amino acids. The record is from RefSeq and is a predicted model, not a curated record. Gene Ontology annotation, cellular component: nucleus. The transcript is spliced from 10 exons. Gene Ontology annotation, molecular function: transcription cis-regulatory region binding; DNA-binding transcription factor activity, RNA polymerase II-specific. NCBI's taxonomy places the organism in Eukaryota, Fungi, Basidiomycota, Tremellomycetes, Filobasidiales, Filobasidiaceae. Gene Ontology annotation, biological process: regulation of DNA-templated transcription.